Molecule: messenger RNA, 903 nt
Organism: Malus domestica (apple)
Lineage: Eukaryota; Viridiplantae; Streptophyta; Magnoliopsida; Rosales; Rosaceae
Source: RefSeq, a predicted model, not a curated record
AUGGAGGCGAAAAAGCAGUCUACCAAAAAUGUAAACAUGAAUUUAACAGCUAAGCAUGGUGAAGCCUCCUGCUGUUGCAAUGGUAUUACAAGUCCGAAUGCACUGCGAAGCGUGCGCCCAAGUUCUACAGAAGCGAAUUCGAAGGAUCCAAGUAAUGAAUUUACUUACUUGUUGGGCGGUGCAGCCUCUGAAGGGAUACAUCCAUUCUUUCCUGACUUGUGUGAGCAGUUUAAACAUAUAACAAUAUAUGUUUUUCCCCUGUUAGAGUGUGGGAUGAUUUUCUCAAUGCAGUUCUUGGGUCUUAAGUCGUCAACGUUCCAGUUCUAUCUCAAUGGGGAAAAGGUCGAAGAGAUUUCCACUGGAUCCAUCAAGCGCGUGAUAAAGACUUUUGAAAAUGUCUACAGUCCAUCUGGGAUGAAGAAAAGGAGAAGACGACGAGGACCUAAGGAAGUUAAGAAUGAAGAAGUUGAUCCGUCUAAACUUAGCAAGGUACUUCCUAAUAGGUUUCCUGCAUCAGCAUAUCCCAAAGUGAUGGAGGCGGUUGAGUCUUUACCUGAGGCAAAUCCCUUGGGCGAAUUGUGGUGGUUUGCCAAAGGACUAUUUACAUCUGAUGAGAAGAGGGAGCGAUUCUGUGAGUUGGAAGAUGAUCGGGCCAAGCUUGAAUGGCUCCAUUGCGAAAUGGCCGAGUAAUGUGCACUUAAUAGUAUGUUUGACUUAAAUGUCUGGGACUCUGGAAUAGAUUUGAUACGUUGAACUGUUAUUUGGGUGAUUAAUUCUAGUAGUAUGUGGGUUCUGGUGAUCAUCUAUCUAAUAUACGGAUGCUUCAAUUUGAAAUGCUCCAGCAUUAUACCCAACUAACGUCUCAAUUUUUCAAAAAAUAAAAAAGUAAGAAGCAGUCCUCCA